UUUGAAUUUUCAAACAACGGAGGCUUCGCCGUUAAACCGAGGAUUCCUUUAUAUAACUGCUCGUCAGCGCCAAAUCGAACAAUUUCAAAGCCCUCUUUUGCCGGAACAAUCACUCUCUCUUGAAUCGCCGGUGCCGGCGUCCUUCGCAUAUUUCAGAGAAGAAGAAUUUUUUUUUUUAUAAUUUGAAUAUUAUUUUAUAGUUUUUAGGUUGCGAGACUUCCACAAUGGCUUGGAUGAGUUUGGAAUCACUUCGGUCUCUCUUCAAUUUUCGCGGCAUUGUACAGAGGGAAACAAUGAGGGAGAUUGAUCUUGGUGCGUGCACUAUUAAGUCUCAUGGAUCCAAAGUUGCGAGGAAGCACAUGCAUGAUUGGCUUAUCCUGUUGCUGCUUGGGGCAAUUGAGAUCGUUCUGUUCACAAUUCAACCAUUUCACCGCUUUGUGGCUGAGACUAUGAUGACAGACCUCAAAUAUCCCAUGAAGGACAACACUGUGCCUGUUUGGUCUGUGCCUAUGUAUGCAGUUUUGUUGCCUAUAGCCGUCUUCCUUUUCUUUUAUUUUCGUAGGAGAGAUGUCUAUGAUCUUCACCACAGCAUUUUAGGCCUUCUAUUUGCUAUGCUGAUUACUGGGGUUUUCACGGAUGCAAUAAAAGUUGCUGUGGGACGGCCUCGACCUAACUUCUUUUGGCGUUGUUUCCCGGAUGGAAUUGAUCUAUAUGAUCAUUGGGGCGAUGUGGUUUGCCACGGGAAGGCUAGUGAAAUAAAGGAAGGAUAUAAGAGCUUCCCAAGUGGCCAUACUUCAUGGUCCUUUGCAGGACUAGGUUUUCUCUCAUUGUACUUAUCUGGGAAGAUCAAAGCAUUUGACCGCAAAGGGCAUGUUGCAAAGCUCUGUGUAGUAUUUCUCCCAUUGCUUGCUGCAUCCCUAGUUGGUGUAUCUCGAGUUGACGACUAUUGGCACCACUGGGAAGAUGUGUUUGUUGGAGGUCUUUUAGGGCUUGUUGUAGCAGCAUUUUGCUAUCGGCAAUUCUUCCCCCCACCGUAUCAUGUUGAUGGAUGGGGUCCUUAUGCAUACUUCAGAGCUUUGGAAGAAUCAGGUAGCAGGACAACUAAUGGAACCCAGAUCACAAAUGCAGUUAAUGUGCAAACCCAGGAAUCUGUUCGUGCUGUGAAUCAAGAAGUCAGCCACAGAGACGAGGCAUAUGUGUCGCUAUCUUUAGGUAAUGAUCCAAACUCACCAUUGGAUGCAAUGGAAUUAGGGAGGAGGUGAUAUUUCAGACAUUAUUUCCUGUAACAAACUAAAUAUGUAGUUUUAGGGUUUUAGUAAUAAGGCAAUGCAGUUUUGUUUUUGCCACAGUUAUUAUUUUAUUUUUUUGAUUUGUUACAGUGUAAAUCUUGUAAAAUCACAUUUUUGGAAUGUAUAUACUUAUAUA
Tripterygium wilfordii is the source of this 1425-nucleotide messenger RNA. Its product is annotated as lipid phosphate phosphatase 1-like. Gene Ontology annotation, biological process: phospholipid metabolic process. NCBI's taxonomy places the organism in Eukaryota, Viridiplantae, Streptophyta, Magnoliopsida, Celastrales, Celastraceae. The transcript has 9 exons. Gene Ontology annotation, molecular function: phosphatidate phosphatase activity. Bases 225 to 1262 code for a protein of 345 amino acids. The record is from RefSeq and is a predicted model, not a curated record.